Messenger RNA from Megalops cyprinoides (Indo-Pacific tarpon), 2149 nucleotides. Its product is annotated as SAM and SH3 domain-containing protein 3-like. NCBI's taxonomy places the organism in Eukaryota, Metazoa, Chordata, Actinopteri, Elopiformes, Megalopidae. Gene Ontology annotation, molecular function: protein binding. The record is from RefSeq and is a predicted model, not a curated record. The transcript has 8 exons. Bases 102 to 1529 code for a protein of 475 amino acids.
UGCUGCGUGGGUGCCGUGACAGUACAGUGACAGAGAGUCACCGUUUUUGUGAGACCAGCUCGCCACCGUGACCUUGGGGAGAAUUCGCCCCUGCCUGCACCAUGCUGAGACGGAAGCCCUCCAACGCCUCGGAGAAGGAGGCGGCGCCGGUGCAGAAGAGGAAGCUCUCUCUUCAGAGGUCUAGCAGCUUCAAGGACUUCAUGAAACCCAAGCCCUCCUCCCCCGUGGUGACAGACAAGGAGUUUCACCUGGAUGAGACUCUGGUGGAGGAUGUUUCUCUGGAGGAUCCUGGGAAAAGCAGUGGUAAACUCGGGAAGAAGUGGAGAGCCGUCAUCUCGCGCACCAUGACCCGAAAGACCUCCAAGAUUGUACAGAAAGCCCUUGCAGAAGAGGGGGGGGAGAGUGGCGAGGAUGGACCCAUGUCCCCUGUGUCCAUCGACUGGGCGCCGGACCUGAGUCCUGGGCAGCGGACUUCAGUGUGCUCCAACGAACCAGAGGAAGUCGUUCACAGCCCGCUAUCCCGCCAAUUCUCCGGCUGUGGAGACAGGCAGAGUCUGGACAGCGGCUACAGCCAGAGAGACAGCAUGAGGCUGGAGGACAACAGCGUCCCCUACACCGGGCCCUUCUGCGGCCGCGCCCGCGUCCACACCGACUUCACCCCCAGCCCCUACGACAUGGACUCCCUCAAACUGCAGAAAGGUGACAUCAUAGAUAUCAUCGAGAAGCCACCGGUGGGCACCUGGACGGGGAAACUUAACAACAAGGUGGGCUCCUUCAAGUUCAUCUACGUCACCAUCCUGCCAAAUGAGGCCACGCCCCCCCGGAGGAAGAGGUGCCACAGGAAGAACCACAAGUCCAGACCCAAACCCAAAACCCUUGAGGAGGUUCUGGAGAGGAUCGGCAUAACAGAGCUGGGCUCCCUGCUGUCUAUGCAAGGCUUCGAGGACUUGGAGGACUUCAGGGACCUGAAGGAGUCCCACCUCAACGAGUUCAACAUCACAGACCCAGAGCACCGCUCCAGGAUCCUGGCUGCUGUGGAGAUGCUGCAUGAUUCUGAAGGCGAAUCAGAGGAAGUGGAAAAGGAGGAGGGCAGCCAGAAGACAGACACCCCCCGGGACUCGGGCUGUUUCGAAAGUACAGAGAACCUGGAGAACGGACGUGAAGAACCAGCCCCAGAACAAGAACCAGAACCAGAACCGGAACCGGACCCAGAACCAAAGAAGGAUCCAGAACCCCAGAAGGACCCAGAGCCACAGCAAGACCCAGAACCCCAGCAGGAUACAGAACAACAGGAGGACCCAGAACCACAGCAUGACCCAGAACCUCAGCGGGAUGCAGAGCAACAGGAGGACCCAGAACCACAGCAUGACCCAGAACCCCAGCAGGAUGCAGAGCAACAGGAGGAUCCAGCACUUCAGCAGGAUCCAGAACAACAUCAGGACCCAGAACCCCAACUGGACCCAGAACCUGAACUAAGCGCCAUAGAGGAGCAGCUCGAGCAGCUCACAGUGGAAGAGGGAGAGUCCUGAGAGAGACACGCUGGGCUCCGGCUCCAGACCCUCUAUAUACACCCUGUACUCCAGGAACAGAACCUCACCAAUGGGUCACGUGAGCCACUGUCUGGAGACAGCCACGGUGACGCCACCACAGCUCACUGCAUCUGAAUGUUCAAGUCAUUCAUUCUGCAUGGGGACUGUCCUGCUUUCUGAGAUUCAUUCGCAGCACAGGCACAGCUUUUUCAGACAUGGAGACAGCUAGAGCUGACAGUCCCUAGUCUGGCUUUCAUGAGGACGAAUGACAAAAUGGCUUCCGUUGCACUUCCAGUCACCAGACAGACCUGGAGGUGAUUGUCACGAUUGGCUGAAGUGAAAUCUGAUGAUAACGGUCUGUGAAGGUAAAAAUUGUGAUCAGCAUGUAUUUUAAUGGCUAGAUUAUGUACAGUGCUAUGUAGAAUUUUUGUUUUACAUUUGAAACAUCUAACCAAUUGCUCUGCUUUAAUGCUACAGAGAUGAGACUUACUGACACAGGAAACAAGAAAGUGCUAGAUUUUUUUUCCUCGUGGUAACAGGUUUAACAACUUGCAUGCAUGCAAAAUGCAUACCAGCAUAUUUUUGGUCUCAUAAUCUUUCCCAUUGUGUAACACCAGACU